AUGCCCAUGGGCUCGGGGUUUUCUUCCACCAUGUUUGGGUCCGCCAAGACGUUCCUGAUCCUCUUCUCGCUGGUGGUGUCUGUCUCCUCUCGACCCAUCCCCUAUAGAAGCCAGUUUGAUACUCUGAAGUCGCAUAGCAGUAAAGAUGCAGUUGCGGUAGAGUUUGAGACACCAUGCAGGCAGUGUUUUGAUGAUAGUGAAUCCAACGUUAUAUUUAAUCUUCACCUUGCACGGACAAAUAAUGUCUGUGGUGAGAGUGAUGUGCGACUAAAUGGCCAGGAGCUGGACUUUACCUGGGACGGUGCCAACGCCGUUGGAGAAGGCGUGGUUCGGGCCCUGUUGGCAGGAAAGAAAGAAGAUGUUGACCUACAUCUACAUUGGAGAAGCCUGUGCAUUGCCAGUCCUAAGGAUUCCAUCGAAGAUUAUGCUGCUCAGAUACUCACCGUCACAUUCUAUCCUGCAGGCCAGGAAGAAGGAAACGCGACGUCCGGAUUUGCGGUCUCGUUUAACUCUGUGGGUGAACCAGAGAUCUUACGUCUCGUUACAUCCCCAGCACCAAUGUCUGAUGAAGCAUCUAUCUUGGAAGCGUGGCUGAACACCAAUGGAAAAGACAAGCAGCAGGAGAGUCUACACAAGGAUCCUCCUCUCACUGCUGCGGAUUUAGAGGAGGAACUUACGGAGUUACAUAAAUUAAGAGACCAGGCCAAGGCCCUUGAUGGCCUUAUCAAGGAGAAGGAUGAAAGGAUCCGAGAGCACCUCUUUGAGGACUGUACCAAUCUUACCGCGCAACUCAAGGAGUGUAAGACUCUACAGUGCUUUAUAGCAGCGACCUUUCAGCUUGUCCCGGACAUGUUCCGCCUUGUGAAGCAUCAGUUUGGACCGUUGCCAACAUCUUUAGCCGACAGCCCUUGUCGACCAGUGUCCAAGAUUCGUCAUGAUGGUGAAUCAGAUGACUACUCUAAUGGAAACAGCUCCAGCCCAGUCGAGGCAUCCCAGCCUGCCAGAGUUAGCAAUACAACAACUGUCAAUGCCCCAUCAAAUUCCAACGUAGGUUGGACAGAGCCACAAAAAUCCACACCACCCCCAUCCAACGAACUACCUUCCCGCUCAGCUAUAAUAAAACAUGUCAUUCGUGACUUUGCAUUCGUCUCUCUUUUUGUGGCUGUUAUUUAUAUGCUCUUGAAACAUUGCGGCAACUCUAUAAGCUGCCGACGACGUCGGGUGGACAUGCUAGCUCGCCGUGAAGAGAGGCGAACACUCCACGCCUAUCGAGCCGCAGCAUGUCGAUACCGAAUGAGACAAUGGUGGCACAGGCUGAUAGGCCAUGGAGAAAUAUCUCCAGUCGCUCAAUCUCCAACUAGCCCUAGCGGCGCCCAGCACCACGAUAUUCGGAUUUCAAGUUUACAACCUGACUCCCCAGAGUCUGACGACGGUACAAUGCCGAAUGAAAUCCUUGGAUUACGACGAGUAUUUGAGUUUGUGGGGGAACUUGUGAAUUCUAACGGUGCACAAGCCGCGGCUGACCAAACGCGGCCCAGACUCGCCCCUCAAGAUAUCACAGAAAUAACUGCGCGGAGAUAUACAGCCGGAACGCCAGCCCCCUCUUCCACCGCACCUUUAACCACAAUCGGCUCUCCAAGGGCAAGCACUAGCAUCCUGAGUUAUGAAACUGAUUCUGAAGAUACAGUUGACAGCCUUGACCCUGAAACAGCCACAAUGAUGAGUGGAUAG
Messenger RNA from Microsporum canis CBS 113480, 1731 nucleotides. RefSeq lists its product as hypothetical. The record is from RefSeq and is a predicted model, not a curated record. Bases 1 to 1731 code for a protein of 576 amino acids. NCBI's taxonomy places the organism in Eukaryota, Fungi, Ascomycota, Eurotiomycetes, Onygenales, Arthrodermataceae. The transcript has 3 exons.